Messenger RNA from Homalodisca vitripennis (glassy-winged sharpshooter), 1421 nucleotides. Its product is annotated as ADP-dependent glucokinase-like. The coding region runs from base 1 to 909 and encodes 302 amino acids. The record is from RefSeq and is a predicted model, not a curated record. Gene Ontology annotation, cellular component: endoplasmic reticulum. Lineage: Eukaryota; Metazoa; Arthropoda; Insecta; Hemiptera; Cicadellidae. Gene Ontology annotation, biological process: glucose metabolic process. The transcript is spliced from 6 exons. Gene Ontology annotation, molecular function: ADP-specific glucokinase activity.
AUGGCAAACAAAAAAGCUCUUGAGGCUUUGGAUAGGACUCUGCAAGAUCUGAGGGGUCAAGAAGCAACAAUGGGAGGAGCACUCCUUGCUACUAGCUGGGAGACUUUCGUCAAACUCUUCCUGUUAUUCCAAGAGGAACUCCAGCAGAUGAACUUAAUGCGUGUCUCAAAUCCAGGGUUAAUGACACUUGCAGUUAGUUAUAUCUAUGAAUCUGUAUUAAUUCAAUACACAAUUCCUCCAGGUGAACGCAGAAAAAGACUUUUAGGUGUCAGAGAACAGAUGCUGAGCCAGCCUCCUAAGACAAGGAUACACUUUGAGAUGGCCUCCUAUACAGAAAUGCUACUGCUUGAACAACUAGUGGACUUGGUCAUACCUCAUUCUGAUUCCUUGGGUAUGAAUGAACAGGAACUAGCCAACCUUGUGAGUCUGUAUCAGUUUGGCAAUGUCAGUUUUGUCUCAGACUCCAAUCCUCGUGUGGCGACAGUACUUGACCAGAUGCGACAUUUGCUAAGAUUGAUUGAAACAUCCAGCAAGGAGAAACCGGGUAGCCGGAAACUGACACGCAUCCAUGUGCAUACUCUGGCCUACCAAGCCAUUCUCACAGUGGACACAACUCUGUGGCCUCACUCGGACAUAGCAGCAGCCAAGGCCUCCUUGACUGCAUACAGACAUGUCUGUGCCUCUCCUCAGGUUGAUCCGGACAAAGCAAAGCUGAUCAUGGACGACAGUUUCAGCGUAAGUCUGGGCUCCAGUGGGCGAGUGGUGAUUGAGCCUCAGCGUCCAGUCUCCUGCUGGAGAGAGGGGUCCCUGCACCUUUGUGUGGCCCCGGUCCUGGUGUGCAAGGUAUCGGUACAGACAGCUGGUGGUGGAGACAACAUCUCCGCCGCUGCCUUGGCUAUGCAACUCUGACCUCAGCUUCUGUCUACAUCACGGUGAAAUGUUACUUGACUUACUGAACUUACAAAAUAAUCCAGUUGUUAUUUUAACAUUCCUGCUUUGUAUAUUGAUGUAAUACUUAAAAGUCUAUGGUAAAAUCUUACCCAUAAGUAUCUAUUAUAAAAUUCUAAGUUAUUGUUGUGUUGAGUGAAGGCAAUUUUGGAAUAUGAUCAAUAAAUAUAAAUUUAGAAUGAAUAAUCAAAAUAGACCAUGAUUAUUGAUAAGCAGAAAAUGUCAUACUUCAUUUUACAUUUUUUUCCACUUUAUUACUAUAAACAUCUCCAGCGGUUUAUGUAAUCCCUGGGACUAAUGAAUUUUAAGUAUUUAAUUUUAAAUUCGAGCGAUGUUUUUUCCAGUAAAAUUGAUCCAACUCGGGUAAACAAGUUGUAGGAAAAAGUCUCAUUUCAUUAAAAAAAAACAAAAAUUAAAUUAGGGUUAUAAUAAGAAAUAGGAAUCUGGCUUGCAGAAAUAGAGAAAGACUGGAU